Messenger RNA from Geodia barretti, 3092 nucleotides. The record is from the annotation of a GenBank genome assembly. Lineage: Eukaryota; Metazoa; Porifera; Demospongiae; Tetractinellida; Geodiidae.
CCUGCCCAUUUUUGUCUUCUCCACGACGCGAUGGCCAGGUGUGUCUUCGUCUGUAUGCUUCUGCCACUGUUCCUUCCCGCACUCUGUCGAAGAAAUCUCUCCACAAUUCGCUACCACUUCACCUCGUGCGGAAACACUGGAAGAGACGGACCUUCGUACGAAACCUGCAGGCAACACUACGAAUCAAUCGACUCGCCCCUACUGCGGGACGGCGUGUUCACGAGCGCUCACAGCGAGAAUUUCUUCGGGUCUCAGUCAUUCCGUCCUCCCAAAUCCACCGUCUAUAAUCUAUCCAUAGCUGCAGCCGCUGGCGGUAGGGGGCUUUGCAACGUCGAGUUCGGCCGGGGUCUCGUCGUGAACAUCAGCUCUACUCUCAAUUCGUCCGUGGACUAUUUGAUUCUCGUGGGCCAGCAGGGGUUAGGUCCGUGCGAUGCAGAUGACGGUGACGAACUAUGGACGCUCUGCGAUUCGCCUCCUACAGAUCUGGAAUCUGCCAACAGUUGUCGCCAGAAAUACGUAGACUGGUUGAGAAAUCAGUCGGACCUUGACUACCAGCGUACGCUCCGUCUUAGUGGCGGAGGAGGUGGAGGGGGGACAAGUUUCUUUGGGUUGGGCGACAUUCGACUGGAAGGAGAUGCUCGCGUACUCUGCAUCUCUGGAGGGGGUGGUGGGACCUCAGCUUUGCUCGACUAUUCGGCUCUCGACAAUCUUGUACCGGGGACCUCUCAUCAAAAUAUAAGUCUGUACAAAAGAUUUAUUAACGGAAGCACCUCAAUGUUGGAUCCAGAUAUUGCCGAUAAUUUCGGUCUGAGAGGGUAUCGUGUGAAUGUCCAAUCCCCAGAUGUCACAGCUGGGGCUGGAGGGGGAUUCUUUUCGAAUUCAUCCUUCAUCUCAAACCAACAAGACGGGCGACCGGCCGGUAGAACUGAGGAUUUCGCAACCGGCGGCAUUCAGUGUGCUCGUAACGACUUCUCACAGAUACCAAACAUGCUUCGUUGGGGAGACGGGGGUUUUGGGGGAGGUGGGGGAGGGUGUGGAGGGGGUGGAGGUGGAGGAGGAGUAACAGGGGGUGCAGUUUUAGGAGAUGGCAAUACAAUUCCAGGUGGUGGCGGAUACACAUAUGUCACGCUUUACACAGUAGGAUCUUGGCACGAGGGAGACGGCUAUGUGGACAUAGUGGAGGCAGACUGUGGGUGUGUCCACCGGUGUGAGGUGUAUGAGGAGGAAGACCAGUUCCAGUGUCUCUGUCCCAACGACACUCUACUGGCCCCUGACCUCAGCGACUGCUUCUACACUGUGGAGCAAGAUGUGACUGUCUAUAAUGAAACUCUUGUGUCAGCUGAGAGCUACCAACUGAGGCUGGUGGAAACAGGCAACACUACCAUCAUCUACAGCAUAGCUGCUGAGCUCAACAGUGCAGAUGCUCUAUGUGCCAUUGCCUUUUUGGGAGAAAACUUGACAGAUAUUGUAGCUGUGACUGAACCUGCCAAAGGUACUGAGAAGGUGGGGACAUUAGCUCUGACUACAUUGAAUGUGACAGACGGGACAUUCGCCUUCUCUGACUACACCCAGUGGUUGUCUGAUCCUCAGAUAAUUACAGGAGCUCUCCUCAUUAGCAAUGGAGACUGUUCGCUCACAGAUGACCUCAUAAACAUGACUCUCAGCCUAAAAGCUGACACGAACGAUUCUAUUAAGGAAAUCGGGGGAAGUGGUCUCCACCGCACAAUGUUGCGCGGCACGGCAAUGUCUCCGGAUCGACUUCCACUCUCCUCAGUAACCACGCCUAUGGAUGCUACUCAAACCGCAUUCCUACUAGAAGUACAAAGAUUUAGUUUUUAUUUCUGGUUCCAGGCUCAGGUAAUUGCUCCGGUUGAGACGCCGUCAUCGGUGGUCUCAGUCCAUUACGAUCCACAACACGAGUACGAAAUCCUGAGCUACUCUAAAGAUGAGUUGAAGGUGUCCAGACCGUCUGUAAACAGCCCUGUGCCAGCAUCUCUCCCUAUACUAUCAGCACGGAGCAAUCUCCGAGAGGCAGUAUUUGAAAGCAGUGUGCUCCUCUCGCCAAAGUUCGGCCACUCGGCCCCGUUUCACGAUUUCGUCGGGUACAAUCGCUCACGGACUAACAGCAACGUCCACGAGUGGCAGUUUCCUCGCUCCAAUCUCGUCUACCUUCGUGAGCUCGGGGAGGGCCAGUUUGGAAAAGUCCUUCUUAUGAGGACUCAGGGUAUAGCAGGGUACCAAGGGAGUAUACCAGUGGCAGUGAAGACACUUAACACCCAGGAACCAGACAUCAUUGAAAGGUUUCUGGAAGAGGCUGAGCUCAUGAAGAAAUUCUCUCAUCCUAACAUAGUCAGCAUACUCGGUGUAUGUACUGAUGAUAUUGAUGAAACCAGUGCACCACUUAUGAUACUGGAAUAUAUGCCGUUUGGAGACCUACUCAGCUUCUUGCAGAAAUACAAGUAUGAAGAAAAUCUGCCUGCAGGGAAGAAUGCCAAGUGGGUCGUACAGCAAGAGCACUUUUUCUGCUUUGCUAUUGACGUGGCCAGAGCUAUGGAGUUCUUGGCCUAUUCAAAGUUUGUUCACAGAGACAUUGCUGCCAGGAACUGCCUCGUUGGCACCAACCUGGUGGUAAAGAUAGCUGACUUUGGGCUGGCCCGAGGUGUCCACGACAAGGACUACUACCGAGUGGCAGGAACUCAGAUCCUUCCCAUCAGAGCCAUGUCCCCCGAGAGCUUGCUCUACGGAGUUUUCACUACUGCCAGUGACAUCUGGUCUUACGGAGUUCUGCUGUGGGAGAUAGCUACAUACGGCGAAGUGCCGCUGAUGGGAAUGUCCACUGAAGACAUGCUGCAGGCUGCACACAAUCAGACCCUCCUACACAAUCCACCUGCAGAGGCACCUCCAGUGCUGUCAUCUCUGAUCACCCAGUGCCACCACUACGACCCAGACCAAAGACCUUCUUUCACCUCCAUCCUCUCCCAGCUACCCAGCUAGGAGAACCACCAACUAUUGACAUAAAAUGUAGUUUUUGCCAUACUAUAUACGCCGAGCUCCAACGGCAGAAAUGGCAAGUUUACGUGUAUAGGCUGUUU